AUGAAGAAUUACUUCUAAAUAAAUGAAUAGAUAUCUUAAACAGAAAAGAUCAUUCUGCCAGAUGAUACUCCAAUGAGGAAUAAAUCUAACACCAUCACGACGAUGAAAACAAGUUGGUUAACAUUUCUUCCAUAUGCCUUUAUAAAAUAAAUUACCUAACCUGCUAAUAUUUAUUUUAUUGUUAUUGGAAUAUUACAAAUAAUACCUGCAACUUCUUAUACAAAUGGCGUUCCAACUAUUUAUGGACCUUUAGCAAUGAUGAUUAGUAUUAGUAUAUUGAAAGAUGCAAUUGAAGAAUACUCAAGGUAAGAACUCUUAUUAAAGUAGAUAUAAAUCUGACUAAGAAGAAAAUCAUCGGAAAUCUCAUAAAUAUUUUGAAAAUUAGUUUAUUGAGUGUAAUUGGAAAGAUAUUUAUUAAGCUGACAUUAUUUUAGUGAUGGAAUAAGAAAGUAUUCCAUGUGAUAUCUUAAUAUUGUCUUCAAGUUACUAAGAAGGAAUUGCUUAUGUUGAAACUAAACAAAUUGAUGGAGAGACAAAUUUAAAACAAAAAUAUUCUAUCUAUGAUUUAUAACAAAAAUACCAUAUAGAUAAUGCUAUAAAUUUUGUAUUUAUAUAUUAAUAAUCAGAAGGAAUAAAAUAACAAAGUAAAGUUUGUCUACGAUUAAAGGAAUCCGAUUCUCUAUAAACUAUCAGGAACAUAUUAAAUAAGAAACUCUGAAGUUUAAUAAUUUAAUUACAGUAACUUCAUUGAAAGAGAUUGCAUCUUAAAAAAUACAGAAUGGAUUAUAGGUUUGUGUGUUUAUAGUGGUAUGGAUUGUAAAAUUAUGCUUAACUGCUCCAAAGAAAGAAGCAAAAGAAGUAGAUUAGAAUAAUACAUGAGAAUUUGUAUUAUAUCCAUAUCGAUCAGUUUAGUAUUAUUCUGUUUAAUGGCUUCUAUCUAUGAAUUCAUAUGGACUAAAAAUCAUCUUAACUAUUCGUAUCUAGGACUUUCUAAAGAAAAUUUAUUUAUAGAUUUAGGUUUAUGGUUUUCAUUACUCUCAUAUUUUAUACCAAUAUCUUUAAUAGUAAAUGUGGAGUUAGUAAAAUUUGGUUAGGCCAAAAUGUUAGAAUCAGACAAAGUGAUGCCAAAUUCAAAAAGUCAUCAAUCUAAUUUAAUUGAAUAAUUAGGAGAAAUUAAUAUUGUUUUUACUGAUAAAACAGGUACAUUAACAAAGAAUUGUAUGUAAUUUAGAGAGUUAUUUGCUUAAAAUGAGAAAGAGGCCUUGUUAUGUUUAAGUUUGUGUCAUUCUGUUGUAAAAUCAAAAAAUAAACUAAUUGGAUCUUCUCCUGAUGAGUUGGCUAUGUUAGAUUAUUGUUAAUAAAAAGGUUAUAUAUUUUAAGGGAUAGAUAAUAAUAAUCAUCUAACAAUAAACAAAACAUAAUUUCAUCGAGUAAUAAAAUUUGAUUUUAGCAGUGAAAAAAAGAGAAUGACUAUAGUAGUAAAAACAGGAAAUGAAUAUGUAUUAUUUUGUAAAGGAGCUGAUGAAGUAUUGCUAGAGUUAAUGGGAGAAUGUAAACAUUAAAAUAUCAUCCAUAAAUUUGCAAUUCAAGGAUACAGAACUUUAAUGUUAGGCAGAAAGACUUUUAAUUAAAGUGAAAUGAACAUGUAUUUGUCAGAGUAUUAAUGUUAAAUAAUGUAUUAGGUACAAGAAGGCUUAGGAGAAUAAAGAUGAGGAAAUGAUGAAUAGAUUACAAAAGAAAAUGGAAUCUAAUUUAGAGUUUCUGGGCAUAACAGCUGUUGAAGACAUGCUAGCAGAUGAUGUUGGAUAAACAAUAUAAGAUUUAAAAUCUGCAGAUAUUAAGGUUUGGGUUCUUACUGGAGAUAAAGUUGAAACAGCAAUAGCAAUAGGAUAUUCAUGUAAUCUGAUAGAUAGUAAGGAUAUCCUUUAGGUAUUUAAUGAAGCAACGGUUGGAAAUAUAGAGGAAAUAUUUUUACAAUAUUUUAAUGAGCAAUCCAACUUUGCAUUAGUGAUUAGCGGAUAAUAAUUAUCAGUAAUGCUAGAUAAUCCAUAACUUAAAUCAAUGUUACUCAAAAAAGCUUUCUAUGCUAGCGUUGUUAUUGUAGCUAGAGUAUCUCCAAAAUAAAAGUAAUAAGUUGUAGCACUAGUUAAGGAACAUCUUCCAAAAGCAUAUACUUUAGCUAUUGGAGAUGGAGCUAAUGAUGUUUCUAUGAUAAAUGAAGUAUAUUUGAAUACCUAUGAUAGGCUCAUGUAGGUGUUGGAAUUUAAGGAGUUGAAGGAACUUAAGCUGCUAGAGCUGCUGAUUUUGCAAUAGAAGAAUUCAAACAUCUUAAAAGAUUAAUGUUUUAUUAUGGAAUUGAAUGUUCAAGAAGAAAUGCUCUUACAAUUCUAUACAUAUUUUUUAAAAAUUAAGUUUUCAUUACUCCUUAUUUUUGGUUUGGAUUUCUCAAUGGCUUUAGUGGAUAAUAUUUAUAUGAUCAAUGGUUGUCUUCAUUAUUUAAUACAGUUUUUGCUGCUUUACCUUAAGUACUAUAUGCUCUUUUUGAUGAAAUGCAUCCUUCCUCUGAGUAUUUAUAAUGGAGCAAAACUACACACAAUUUACUUGAAGAUAAACCUGAUGUCUAUGUCUAAUUCAGAUAAUAACCCAUAUUUACCAUUAUGAAAUUUUGGCUAUGGGUUUUUAAUGGAAUGGUCUAAGGUUUGAUCAUAUUUAUAGUUUGUACAUUUUCUACUGAAAAUUAAAAUAUGUAUAAUGGUAUGACAAUUGAAUUUUUUGAAGAUGGAGUCUUUAUUUAUGGAAUUGUCAUUCUUCUUGUCAAUCUCAAAAUAUUCACUUUCACUUAUACUAGUUAUAACUUCACGAUAUUUUUUAUUGUACUUUCAAUUAUUAUUUAUUGGCUGAUCUUAAUUAUAGUGAAUGAAGUGGAAUUAUCUCCCUCAUAUAAUUUCUUUAGAUACCUUGUCUCGUAUUUAUUUCAUUUAUUAUUCUAGACCAUAACUAUAUUUAGCUUUAGCUCUAACUUGUAUGCUAUUUUUAUUUGAUUUGGCUAUUGAAAGAUUAUAUGAUUUUUAGAUCUGUGUUAGAAAACCAGAAAAAAUAGAAUUAGUAUGA
Messenger RNA from Paramecium sonneborni, 3111 nucleotides. The record is from the annotation of a GenBank genome assembly. Lineage: Eukaryota; Ciliophora; Oligohymenophorea; Peniculida; Parameciidae.